Messenger RNA from Cajanus cajan (pigeon pea), 383 nucleotides. RefSeq names its product nuclear matrix constituent protein 1. The record is from RefSeq and is a predicted model, not a curated record. Gene Ontology annotation, cellular component: nucleus. Gene Ontology annotation, biological process: nucleus organization. Lineage: Eukaryota; Viridiplantae; Streptophyta; Magnoliopsida; Fabales; Fabaceae.
AUGAGUACCAAUUCAAUAUGGGACUUCUCUUGAUUGAGAAAAAAGAGUGGAAUUCUAAGUAUGCUGAACUAAGUCAAUAUUUAGUAGAAGUGAAGGAUGCUCUAGAGCGAGAAAAAGCUGCUCAUUUAAUUGCUCUAUCCGAGGCAGAGAAGCGAGAAGAGAAUCUGAGGAAGGCAUUGGGUGUUGAGAAAAAAGAGUGUGUGCUUGAUCUUGAGAAGGCUCUGCGAGAAAUGCGGUCAGAACAUGCAAAAAUCAAAUUUACAGCAGACUCAAAGUUGGCCGAAGCAAAUGCUUUAGUAGCUAGCAUUGAAGAGAAAUCUUUAGAAGUAGAAGCCAAAUUACGUUCUGCUGAUGCCAAAUUUGCAUAAAUCAGCAGAAAGAGU